Molecule: messenger RNA, 1638 nt
Organism: Solanum stenotomum
Lineage: Eukaryota; Viridiplantae; Streptophyta; Magnoliopsida; Solanales; Solanaceae
Product: E3 ubiquitin-protein ligase PUB23-like
Exons: 1
Coding region: 253-1617 (454 amino acids)
Biological process (GO): protein ubiquitination
Molecular function (GO): ubiquitin protein ligase activity
Source: RefSeq, a predicted model, not a curated record
CACACAAAUCAUCACUAAUUCCCAUCACAAAACACUAGUAUCCUUUUCCCCUUCCCUUCACAAACUUGGUCCAUUCCUCCUUCAAGAGAUCUAUAUAUCUCUUUGCUUCUUCAAAUAUGAACUUUUUUGUUUAACCAUCCGAUCAAUUCAUAUUCAUCUUGAAUAAAUCCACCAAGGAGCAAAAAAAUUCUUAAUUCUCAGGCUCGAAUCUAAAAUAUUUGAUCAGGGGUGGAGGGAUCACGACCAACUAAUAUGGAAGAUGUUGAAGUUCCUGAUUAUUUCCUUUGUCCAAUAUCAAUGCAACUAAUGAGGGAUCCGGUUACAACAUCAACCGGAAUAACCUAUGAUAGGGAGAACAUAGAGAAAUGGCUAUUCAAGCGCAAGAACACAACUUGUCCCAUAACCAAACAAGAGUUGUUGACCAUGGAUCUUACCCCAAAUCACACUCUUCGUCGUGUGAUCCAAUCUUGGUGCAUCAUGAAUUCUUCCCAUGGUGUUGAAAGGAUUCCUACUCCAAAGUCUCAAGUAACAAAAUCAUAUGUUCUAAAACUCCUUAAAGAAGCCAUGCAAUCCCAAGAAAUGCAACUUUCUUGCUUGAGGAAACUUAAAUCUAUUGUUCAUGCAAGUGAGAGCAACAAGAAAUGUUUACAAUCAUGUGAGGUUGUAGAUUUCUUAGCUUCAAUUAUAAUGAAGCAAGAAGUGGCUUUUAUUCAAGAUUCAGAGUUCAGGAUCAGUGGCAGAGAUACCCUUUUACAAAAAGUCGUGCCAUCUGACAUUGUUUCACCAAAAGAUUCCGAAUCAUACAAGUUGAGUUGUGAUAAUAGUCAGACACCACUUGUACUCGAGUACUUCACUACUAAGGCAAGUGAUGAAGCAUUGGAUAUUCUUUUCCAUCUUAAUCCCUCCGAUGAAACCCUAAAAAAGUUCGUCUCCAAAGACAAUGGAGACGAACUUUUCUUAGAUUCUUUAUUGUAUUUCUUGAAAUGUGGGAAUUACCAAUCUCGAGACUAUGCAAUAAUGCUAUUAAAAUCAGCAUUCAAUGUGGCUGAUCCAUGCCAAUUAAUUGGUGCAAAACAAGAAUAUUUUAAAGAAAUAUUGUUAUUUUUGAAUAACAAAUUAAUCUCACAACAAGCUACAAAGGCUUCACUUAAAUUACUAGUGGAACUUUGUCCAUGGGGUAGAAAUAGAAUCAAAGCAAUUGAAGUUGGAGCUAUAUCAACCCUAAUUGAGCUUCUUCUUGAUACAAUAGAAAGAAGAUCUUGUGAAUUAAUCCUUACAAUUUUACACCAACUUUGUAGUUGCGCCGAGGGCCGGGCUGAGUUAUUGAACCAUGGGGCAGGAAUAGCCAUUGUUUCCAAGAAAAUACUUAGGGUUUCACAAGUAGCAAGUGAUAGAGGAGUGAGGAUACUUUGUUCCAUUUCAAAAUUUUCAGCAACUUGUAAGGUUCUUCAAGAGAUGUUGCAAGUGGGAGUGGUGUCAAAGUUGUGUUUGGUGAUUCAAGUGGAUAGUUGUUCAAAGACCAAGGAAAAAGCAAAAGAAAUUCUAAGGUUACAUUCUAGGGUUUGGAGAGAUUCUUCUUGUCUUCCUCCUCAUUUACUCUCUUCUUAUCCUUCAUAAAGAAAAUUAUAUUGUUGUUGU